Xenopus laevis (African clawed frog) is the source of this 1080-nucleotide messenger RNA. It is a transcript of the gene drgx.S, whose product is annotated as dorsal root ganglia homeobox S homeolog. Gene Ontology annotation, biological process: regulation of transcription by RNA polymerase II; regulation of DNA-templated transcription. Lineage: Eukaryota; Metazoa; Chordata; Amphibia; Anura; Pipidae. Gene Ontology annotation, cellular component: nucleus. The coding region runs from base 14 to 796 and encodes 260 amino acids. The record is from RefSeq and is a predicted model, not a curated record. Gene Ontology annotation, molecular function: DNA binding; DNA-binding transcription factor activity, RNA polymerase II-specific; RNA polymerase II transcription regulatory region sequence-specific DNA binding. The transcript is spliced from 6 exons.
CAGCUCGGGGAACAUGUUUUAUUUUCACUGCCCCCCUCAUCUGGAAGGUUCGCCUCCUUUUGGGGCUCACUCUGCCUCAGAGUUUGACGAUGGCUUUCUGCGCAGAAAACAACGGAGGAACCGAACCACAUUCACACUGCAACAGCUGGAAGCCCUGGAAGCUGUGUUUGCCCAGACACACUAUCCUGAUGUGUUUACCAGAGAAGAACUUGCAAUGAAAAUUAACCUCACUGAAGCCAGAGUACAGGUGUGGUUCCAAAACCGCCGAGCAAAGUGGCGAAAAACUGAAAGGGGCAGCUGUGAUCAAGAAGGAGCAAAGGAAACAGCCCCAGAAGUUAUCACUGCUGGGAGAAAUAUCAGCCCCCCUUCUACAGUGGAGCCUGUGCGAGGAAAGAAAGAAACCUUGGAAGCACACCAAAGGUGUCUGUCCCAUGACCGAGAUGUGGGUUCUGCAACUUCUUUUUUUCCCUCUUGCCUGCCUGGAUCUCUCCUAAACACAGCAAGUUAUGCUCAAGCUCUUUCACAUGUGGCUUCUCUGAAGGGCAGUCCUUUGUGUUCUUGCUGCGUAUCAGACCCCUUGGGUCUUUCCUUCUUACCCCCAUACAGCUGCCAAAGUCAUCGCACAGCCAGUGUAGCAGCCCUCCGAAUGAAAGCACGGGAGCAUUCGGAAGCAGUACUCCAAUCUGCACAACUUCUGCCUACAGCAGGGAACAGCACUGGAGCAUCAGCCUCUGCCCCUCUUGAGGGAGGACCAGAGCAACAGGCUGAACAAAAUGACACAGAAAAAAAUGUAUGAGAGAACAUAAUAGAGAACAAAAUGACAACAAAAAUGUAUCUGACACCCACCGUGAUGUGCAUUGCCUAUAUAGCCUGAAAGAUGGGGCAUGUGAUCUACCAAGUUCUUGUCACUCCCUUAUGGGGAAAAAAAACAGCAAUGUUUUCAUCAGAAUCCUUGCUUCAUCCAACUGCCAUGGGCUCCAGACUUGCUUAAGAUAAUUAAGAGAGGGCUGUGUAAUGGAUGAGUCCAUUGUUCAACACGCAGACUGUUAAUAUAUUAAAUGCACCCCUUGCAAACAAAGA